AUGUACUCUUCUGGCCGUGGCGAUGCCCAUGGGAGCCCCUUUGCUUCGGGUGCCUCCGGCAGGGCUUCGAACAUGACGACGCUUCCUGGCGGCUCCAUGCGGAGCCAGGGCAGCCAGGGCCCAGGCUUCUCCGGAGGGCACCUGCGGAGCUUGUCAGGACUGCCGUCGGACGGCGAGGAGAGUCCGGAAGCCAUGGCUCACUGGCAGACGAUGGUGGAGAGCGGCUGGAUCACAGACCAGGUGCAGGUGCACAUCAGCAAGCUGCUUGACCUGCCGCGGGAGUUCCGCGAUGGCCGGCCCCUGCGCUACACCUUGCUGGCCUCGGACGAGGAGAAACUCCUGGGGAAGUUGGAAAAGCUUGGAGGCAAGGCGCCCGCCCAGGAGAAGAAGGAGACCUUCAGCCUGUCAGAGGAACAGGGAAUGCUUAGGCUCUCCACUCGCGGCGUGGGGAUUCUCAUUGAGCUCCAGUACGAAGACGGCCGGCGGAUUGCGCGGUGCUCCUUGAGCAGGAUGGACCCCCGGUCCGCCAAGCCGAACACGUACAGCUGCUGGGAGAACGAAGCCGACGUGCCAACCUGCGGCGUGGAGCUAACCAUCUUCGAAGGGGCGCAGGAGCUCGAAAAGACGACUCUGCCGGAAGCGGCUUCAAGCUCUCCCAGAGGCCCGCCGGCAGAUUUCCCACCCGGAGCGGGGCAGUCCCAGUCCCAGCCCAGGACGGAGCCCAGACCCGGCUCGCAGCAGGAUAUCUCCUUCGACCCACCACCGCUGGCCCGGAGCGGCGUUCCCCCACCACCGCCGCUACCCACACCGGGAACGCCAGCACUUGGUCGAGAGGUGGCCGUAAAGGUGUCACGGCUCUUGGACGUGCCCAGCCGGCCGCAGAAGAACUACGUGGUGAGGGUGCUGGACCAGCUCGGCCAACUCGCAGCCACGCCGGAGGUGCGCUCCGAGAGCGCUGCGAGCGCCAUCAGCCCAUGCAGCACAGUCCAUCUGGGGCCCGAGGGGGAACUGGCGCUCCGCACGGAGUCGCCGCUGCUCACUCUGCGGGUGGAGUUUUCCGAUGGCAUGCUGAUUGGGUCUUGCCAGAUUUAUCGUCCAGACCCCCGAUCUGAGAAGAUGUCUCAGUACCUCUUGACGGACUCUGCCGGUGGCUCCGCAGACUGCGGCGUGGAGCUGCAAGUUCUGGAAGCGGUGAAGGCAAGUCGCCACAUCGGCGGCAACCUGGCUGCCGGAAGCCGCGUGGUCGUCCGCUUUGCCGAGCCAAACCUCCUGGGCGGCUUUUUGCAGGUGCUAGAUUUGCCGGAAGGGGGGAGCCUCACCUUCGAUCCGGGCGAGUCUUGGAACUUUGACUUCCAUCUAUCCGUGAGCGAUACGAAGGAUGCGAAGCUGCGCUCUCACGUCGUGCGCGGGGGAUCCUACAUCGUGAAGAGAAGCGACACAACCUGGAGUCUGGAGACGCUGUCGUUGCCUCCCCGCCAGACAAGUGACAGGCUUGCGUACCUGAAGGGUCUCAGCUUGUCAUUCUCGGCGUCGGGGUGGCUUGUGAUCUAUCAGCUUGGUGUGGCCGAGUGCUUGCAGAAUCAUGGCAUCGCCAAGAACCCCUAUGUGCGUGUAUCCGGGGCCUCUGGCGGUGCUUUGGCCGCUUGCAUCAUGAUGUACGGCGCCGACCCACGGAAGCCUUUGGAGGUACUUUUGCAGUCCGCGCAGAUCCUCCACCAAAGGCCUGAGAAGGCCUUCUUGCUCCGGAAGUUCGUGCUGAAGGCGAUGAAGGAGAUCCUGCAAGAUGGUUCGUUUCAACAUCCAGUCUUCGAAUCCCGUCGCCUGGAGAUUGGGGUGUCCUCUACGCAGAACAAGGGCCCCGGCCGCUUUAUCAACAUGAUGUUGAACGGCCGGGAGCAUCGGCUCAAGAAUUUCAGCAGCACGGCCGACGUGGCUGUAGCCUUGCUGGCCUCCUCCACCUGUGGAAUCUCGGGGCUCCCCUUCACCUUCCAGGACGAGGAAGGCGAGGAGCGGCAGGUCGCCGACGGCGCUUUCAAGAACUUCCUCCCCACUUUGGAUGAGACGUCGAUCACGGUGAAGCCCUUUUGCGCAGGAGUGGACGUUUUGAAACUCACGGGGCAACGAGCGGACAUAGGGCCCUCCGAGUUCGUGCCCGGCUCCUUCGGCGUCUUCCCACCAUCUCAAACGCUGUUGCGGCAUCUUUACGAGCUCGGCUACCGGGAUACGGAGACCUGGCUCCAGCUUCACUUGGAGGAACGCCUCCAAGAAGUUGCCGAGAAAAAUGCCCAAUCCGACGCAGAGGCCGACCUGCCGGACCUGCCGCCUGUGGCCUUCAGCUGCGAGAACGAGGGCAUGCUCUGGCACAAGGAGGUCCUGCAACGAGUCCCCGUGAAGUGGGCGGACAUGCUGAAUUCCCGCAACUUCCUCGCGGACAAGACUCCCCAAAUUCGGCGACAAGGCAUGUUGGAGCUGAGCGAUCUCAGCUUUGUGGGGCCCGAUGGGCAAACAACCGAGGCCGCUCCUUGGGAAGUGACCGGCGUGAGGAGGUGGAUGGUGUUGACGGAGCUGGACAUGCGAUGGCAGGAAAGCGAACAAGUGAAUGCAGAGAGUCACGACGAGGAGCAGCAGAGGGUGGAGUGGAUGAUCCGGGAGUUGCAAGUUCCGGCCGCUCCGGCUGGCUCGCAAGCGUCACAGGAGGCGUUUCUACACAGGCUCACGUGCGGCCGGGUCCACCUCUCCUGGAUAUCGGACGCGUACAUCGACGAGCAUUGCCGACGGUGCUCGGUUGACACGCCAGAGAGGCAUUUCGUGGUGAGCACCGUGAACUACUCCCUGACUCUCAGGGCCGCAUCUCAUGAGGAUGCGGUCGCCUGGACUACGGCGCUGCAGGACGCAAUCGCAGAAACUCGGGACUACGACCCUGAGGCCAAGGCGGGCAAGAGCAAGGGCAGCACGAUCGAUAAAGAGCCAGCGGUCUUUGUGCAAGCAUCCGUCGGCAAGACGAUGCAGAAGACGCUCAUCGCCGAAGGAUCCUUGAGUCCUGUAUGGAGGAGCAGCAACGAGUUUACCUUCCCGGUGGGGGCGGAAGACGGCGAGCUGGAGCUCAAGGUGAUGAACUCCUCGGUGCCAGCAAACCAAGUGCUGGGAUCACUGGGCCUCGCGCUUUGGAACGUCCCUCCGGCCCAGUGGCUGCAGAGACGCGAGAAGCUCCUAGGAGGACCGGGUGAACUGGAGUAUGCCUUCUUCUUCCAGCCAGCAAAGGUCUCCACCGAAGUGCCGCAGCCAGGCACCGCACCGAAGGCGAUGCCUGAAGCUCCCCCAGCACCACCGGCCGCGCUCGCGGGGCCCACUGGUGGAAGCUACGGAGGUCCGCAGCUGAUUGCGCCCCUUCACUUCGGACCGCAGAUUCCAUUUGGUGAGCCGCCUCCGGGUUCGAUGGUGGCCGGGGACCUCGUCCUCCCCCCUUUGACCGCCGGUUGGGAGGCCUUCAAACCCGUCCCUCGCGCUCCCCAAGCACUGCGUUCCCUUCCGGCACCUCCGACCAAAGAGGAGCCAAGGAUGGAGAAGCACCAGGCACUUUUCCCGGACAUGUUCCACUACGAGAAGGAUGAGCACGAAGCCGAAGAGCUGUGGCUGAAGCCACCUGAGCAUGACAAGACCGACGAGCUCCUGGGUGCUGACCGGGACUUUGAGGUCUUGGCCUCCACAGCUGAGAAGUGGCGGGCCCCGGUACUCACUCCUCUUCAGCUGGACGUCUUCCACGACAAGGUCUUCCCCGACAUGGAUGUCGGCUUGGUGCUGCCCCAGCAGGAGGCGAGGAAGGAACUGCCGGAGCGCGCACGGGAAGUGAAGACCAAGAGGAAGGAGCGGCGUGACCGGGGACUGCCAGAGAUCCCCGUCGACGGCUGGCUUGACAACGCGCAGACCAAGCAGACACGGCAGCCUUUGAGGCAGCUGAAAGACCAGGAACCGAAGCAGACUCCUCCGCCGCAGGCCGGGGUGCAGGAGCCCAAAAGCAAAUCGAUCUCUCCGAUCUUGGAGGCGCGAAGCAAGCGCCGCCGUGCGAAGCUCAAGGCGGGGGACGAAAGCGCGAGAUGGCUCGGCGGGAAUCCUGGCCUCAUAGAGCUGGUGGUAGAACUGGGAGGUGGAGCGGGAGUUGGUGCGGCCGGAGCAGGCUCUGGAGCCAAAAAGAGCCGAGAGAGAGAGAGAGAGAGAGUAGGGGAACUUCCCCUUCGCCAUAGCCCUCGCGAAAGACAGAGGGAAAGAGAGAGAGAGAGAGAGAGAGACUCGGCGGCGCUCCUAUUCCUUGCUCCCUAUAGGCCCUGGACAUCGAUCAGCAGCUGCAGAGCCAUUCUGCCCAGUUGA
Messenger RNA from Symbiodinium sp. CCMP2592, 4365 nucleotides. The record is from the annotation of a GenBank genome assembly. NCBI's taxonomy places the organism in Eukaryota, Dinophyceae, Suessiales, Symbiodiniaceae.